Molecule: messenger RNA, 795 nt
Organism: Trichoderma gamsii
Lineage: Eukaryota; Fungi; Ascomycota; Sordariomycetes; Hypocreales; Hypocreaceae
Product: short chain dehydrogenase
Exons: 1
Coding region: 1-795 (264 amino acids)
Molecular function (GO): oxidoreductase activity
Source: RefSeq, a predicted model, not a curated record
AUGUCCCUCUCCACCAAAGUCAUUCUCGUCACCGGCUCCGCCAGCGGUCUCGGCCGCUGCAUCGCCGAAACCCUCCUCGCCCGCGGCGCCUCCGUCACCAUCAGCGACAUCAACCCCGAGCGCCUCGCCACAACCCUCUCCGAGCUCUCCGCCACCUUUUCCCCCGACCGCCUGCUCGCAGUGCAAGUCGACGUCACAGACGAGAAAUCCGUCCAGUUGCUCGUCGAGCAGACCGUCCAGCGCUUCCACCACAUCGACGUCGUCGUCAACAACGCCGGGAUCAUGGACAAGUUUGCGCCAGUAGGUGACUGCGACACGGGCAUGUGGGAGUCUAUCCUGAAUGUCAACCUCACGGGGGCGUACUAUGUCACCAAGCACGCCAUGCCACAUUUGCUGGCUCGUGCAGAGGAGCGUGGCGGAGGCGAGCAGGGCAGUCUUGUUAUCAACAUUGGCUCGACAGCGUCCUUCUCGGGCCUCACUGCCGGAGUGGCAUACACCGUUUCCAAGCACGGCCUCGUGGCCAUGACGAAGCACACAGCGGGCUAUUACGGCCCCAGGGGCGUCUAUUCCGUGGCGCUGCAGCCCGGCGGCAUGAGCGAGACGAGAAUCACUGAUGCUUUUGCGUCGGGCAUGCAUAAGGAGGGACUCAAUGCCAUCAAGGAGGCGCAUCCUAAGACGAUCAAUGUGCCCAUCAGCCAUGUGGCCAGAUACGCGGCGUUUCUGAGCGAGGACGGCAUUGGCCAGAGUUCGAAUGGAGGCUGUGUCACAAUCACUGGUAACUGGCCUGAAGCGUAA